GAACCUUUUCCAGCAGCACAAAGGAACGGUUUGUGCGUUACAAGGAACCAACCCACCCAGAGCUGUCCCAGGAAUGAGAUGUGUACCCAGAGCCACCUCAGCGAGAGGAGGAUUUGCAAGUGUUCAAUAAGUAUGGAGGACUUAGAGUUUGAGCUGACCCAAGCUGGUUCGAGCAGGAGGGAUCUAGUCCUGAGGCUGUUGCAAGCGGUUCCCGCAAUCUGGAGGUGUUCGAGCAAGGAGGACCUAAACCUGGAGGUGAACCAAGCUGGUUUCAGCAAGGAGGACGUAGACCUGAAGCUGAACGAAGCCGGUUUCAGCAGGGAGGGUCUAGAUCUGAGGCCGUUCGAAGCUGUUUCCAGCAAGGGGCAUCUAGACCUGAGGCUGUUCCAAUCUGUUCGGGCAAGGGGCAUCUAGACCUGAGGCUGUUCCAAGCUGUUCGGGCAAGGGGCAUCUAGACCUGAGGCUGCUCCAGGAAUGAUAUGACCCAAAGCUAUCUGAGCGAGGAGGAUCUGCAACUGCUCCAGCAAGCAGGACCUGGACUGGAAAAGCUGUUCCCAGCUGGUUUCAGCAAGGAGGAUCUCUACCUUGUCACACUGUUCCAAGCUGUUGCAGCAAAAAAACUGGAUUUUUUUAGAGCUUGUCCUAAUCCAGCAAGGAAAACCUACUCCUGGAGCUGUUCAAGCAACGGUGGACCUGAAUUUCAAGCUGGACAGAGACCGGUUAACUUCUCCAGCUGGAGGAUGAUCUACAAUCACUUGGACCUGGUCCAGCAGGGAGGACCUGACCUCCACUACGCCGACGAGGAGGGCUCGGAACUGUGUCAUCGAGGACAGUCUGGAACUAUUUGCAGGGGCAAAUAUCCAUGGAACCAUUUUCACCUGAGGACCUCUGUUCCAGCAAUGGAGUUACUUGUUACCUGUUACCUGGAGCUCUGUUCCAGCAAUGAAAUGAAACGAGGACACAUGGAAUGGAAUGUUUCGAGCGGGUAGGGUUCGGAUGGACAGAAACAGGAAAGAAGAGAAACACCAGUCAUAACGUCUGCUUCACAUCGGAUCGGAUGUGAAACAAGCAGUCAUAACGUCUGUUCCAGGAAAGAAGUUCAAACACCAGUCAUAACGUCUGCUUCGCAUUGGGCUUCUAAAUGUUGAGUUUGAAGUUUGAACUUUAAAUUUCAGGCCCUCCCUUUUUUUUUCAUUUUCCCCUCACCCCUAACAAAGCAGGACCUUAAUC
Molecule: messenger RNA, 1230 nt
Organism: Chara braunii
Lineage: Eukaryota; Viridiplantae; Streptophyta; Charophyceae; Charales; Characeae
Source: the annotation of a GenBank genome assembly